UGGAGCUUGCGCAUUUCACGCUUAACGUCAUGAGGAAUGCUUACGCAGUGUUCGUGAAAAAAGCGGGCUUAUCCGAUAGUCUUGGAAUAUGUAGUUAUGUUGAGAUUUUAUUUUGUAAAAAUUUUUAUAAAAAUUUUAAAUCUUAGAGCUACAACUAAUACUUUGAUAGAGUUGCAUGUAACUUUUAAACGGGAAAUGAAUAGAAAGCGUGUACAAUAUGAAUAAACGCAUAUGUAAUUAACUGAAGUGAUAGCAAUAACUAGAACAUCAACAUCAACAGCACUUUUUUGUGUAAUAGAGCACAUACAAUUUUUAUAGAUAUACAUACAUAUGUUCAUUUGAUGUCCUGUGCAAAAAAGAGUGCUUAAAAGUGAUAUGACCAGAAAGAUGAGCAUUUUCAUAUUAUAAAAUCGUAAAAGCAAACGUUUGCAUGACAAGCACCUGAUCGACUAAAAGAAUACAAUGGUUUACGGAUAAGUGAUAAUCUGAGUAUCUACUUAUGUUUGUAUUCCAAGAAAAAUAAAACGUCGUGGAAUCUAAAAAGUAAUAAGUCUCUCGGUGAUUUUAUGUUUGUUUGCAAGAGAACACGGGAUCUUUUAAAAAUGGCUCGAUAUAAGCAGACUAGUUUUCCCGAAGAUGAUGCUAGCUCAGUCGGAGGCAUCCAUUUAAAUGAGGGGACCGGUAGCACGGGACUGCAUAUUCGAUAUCACACAGCACGGGCUACCAUAAAUUGGCGAACGCGUAGUAAAGUGGAAAAGGGGCUUCUAAUAGUUACACUUAUAUUAUCUGUAAUUAUUUCGGCGCUACUUAUUGUGAUAAUAACGAGCAAAUCCGAUAAAAGUGGUUGCAUUUUGCACAUAGAACCACAUAUUAAAGCAAACGAAGUUCCGUGUCUCAAUGAACAUUGCAUAUUUGCAGCUAAUGAAAUAUUGAGAUCUAUUGACAGAAGAAUCGAUCCAUGCGAUGAUUUUUAUGCUUAUGCGUGUAAUAAUUGGAUAAGAAAUAAUCCAAUUCCAGAAGGCAAAUCAACAUGGGGUACUUUUGGAAAAUUAGAACAAAUGAAUCAGCUAAUUAUACGAAAUAUAUUAGAGAAACCACUGAAGGAAUAUAAGUCAGAGGCUGAAAAGAAGGCAAAAAUUUACUAUGAAUCUUGUUUGGAUAAAGAAGAAGAGAUGGAGAAAUUGGGUGCUAAACCAAUGGUUGAUUUACUGUGGAAAAUCGGCGGCUGGAAUGUGACAAAAAGUGGAUUUAACAUUGAAAAAUGGAAUUUGGCUCAUACGUUGAAAAUUUUACAAAACAAGUACAAUUUCAAUUGUCUUUUUGCGUGGGCAGUCGGUGAGGAUGAUAAAAAUUCUUCCCGCCAUGCCAUACAAAUCGAUCAGGGUGGUUUAACACUGCCGACACCUGACUAUUACAACAACAAAACCGAAAUCCACCGCAGAGUCUUAGACGGCUAUAUAGAAUAUAUGACGAAAGUUUGUGUUCUACUGGGCGCUGUUGAAUCAGACGCCCGUCGCCAGAUGGAAGCAGUGAUUGCGUUUGAAUCGAAAUUAGCGAACAUUUCAAUGCCACUUGAAGAACGUCGUAACGAAGAAGCUAUGUAUCAUCCGAUGAAUUUGGUGGAUUUAGAAAAAAUAGCACCAUUCCUGAACUGGACUGAACACUUUGGCGACGCAAUGCUAUUAGUAAACCGAAGAAUAACGCAGGACGAAAUAGUUAUCGUUUACGCUCCGGAUUUUUUAAAGAAAUUGUCAGCAAUCAUCAUUGAAAUGGAGAAAACAAUCGAAGGAAAAAUAACUCUUAAUAAUUACUUGGUGUGGCAAGCGGUACGAACACUGACGUCUUGCUUGUCAAAGCCGUUUCGAGACGCUUAUAAAAGCGUACGCAAGGCUCUAAUGGGCUCAGAUGGAGGCGAAGAGAUAUGGCGAUAUUGCGUGGCAGAUACAAAUAACGUCAUUGGUUUUGCAGUUGGGGCCAUUUUCGUGCGUCAAGCUUUUCAUGGCGAGUCUAAACCAGAAGCCGAACAAAUGAUCAACGAAAUUCGCGAAGCUUUUAAAGAAAAUUUACAUAACCUCACAUGGAUGGACAGGGGUACUCGUGAACGAGCAAUCGAUAAAGCCAAUGCAAUAACAGACAUGAUUGGAUUCCCUGACUACAUUCUCAACCCAAAAGAGUUGGAUAAGAAAUAUGAAGACUUGAAAAUUGUGCCAAACAAAUAUUUCGAAAACAAUAUUCAGGUUGCAAUGUAUAAUUUAAGAACCAACUUGGAAAAGCUAGAUCAGCCUGUGAACAAAACUCAUUGGGGCAUGACUCCUCAAAUGGUGAACGCCUACUAUACGCCCACGAAAAAUCAAAUUGUGUUUCCAGCUGGAAUACUGCAAUCACCAUUUUACGACACCAACAAUCCGAAGAGUCUAAACUUCGGCGCAAUGGGCGUUGUUAUGGGUCACGAGCUAACGCAUGCGUUUGAUGACCAAGGACGCGAAUAUGAUAAGUUUGGCAACAUACAUCGAUGGUGGGACAAUAAGAGCAUCGAAAGGUUCAACGAGAAAACAGAAUGCAUCGAACGACAAUAUGGGAAUUACAAAAUGAAUGGGCGUACCCUAAAUGGAAAACAAACUUUGG
This is a messenger RNA of Rhagoletis zephyria (snowberry fruit fly), 2625 nucleotides long. It is a transcript of the gene Nep3, whose product is annotated as M13 family metallopeptidase neprilysin 3. Gene Ontology annotation, molecular function: metalloendopeptidase activity. Lineage: Eukaryota; Metazoa; Arthropoda; Insecta; Diptera; Tephritidae. Gene Ontology annotation, biological process: protein processing. Gene Ontology annotation, cellular component: plasma membrane. The record is from RefSeq and is a predicted model, not a curated record.